UGUUAUUAUAGACUUCCCAUUAACUGUCUCCACUGACACCCAUGAGUUUAGCAUUAUAGAGGAUAUAAAUUGAUUUGUGCAUUCGGCCCAGCCAGAGCCAACAUGAAGACAACCACAGUCUUGGUUCUGGUGACUUUGAUUGCCAUGGAGAUGGACAAGGCCUGCGCUCUGUCUUCUCACGGAGAAUUACAAAAACCUGGAGCUUGUCCCAAGGCACCCCUACAUGAUGUUGGAACUUGCAAUGAGAGAUGCUCAGGAGAUGAAUCAUGCCCUGAUAAAAUGAAGUGCUGCAGGAAAGGGUGUGGUCAUGUCUGCAUGAGGCCUGUCUUUAAAACGGCUGACAGUCCUGUGAAUAAUGGAUUCAGUACUUGUAAGCAUGACUGAUGACCAGUCCCAGAAGAUUUCUUCCGAAUCCGGCCCAUGCUUGCUGACUCCCCAGCCCUAGAACUACAUCCGUAGAAAAUGAAGAUCCAUGAUGUGGUGACUGCUUCCUAGUGUCUGUGUCCAAAAUAAAUGAUUCUUAGCAUUCUCUUGCUGAA
Molecule: messenger RNA, 539 nt
Organism: Peromyscus leucopus (white-footed mouse)
Lineage: Eukaryota; Metazoa; Chordata; Mammalia; Rodentia; Cricetidae
Product: WAP four-disulfide core domain protein 18-like
Exons: 3
Coding region: 103-384 (93 amino acids)
Biological process (GO): antibacterial humoral response; innate immune response
Cellular component (GO): extracellular region
Molecular function (GO): peptidase inhibitor activity
Source: RefSeq, a predicted model, not a curated record